AUGUUGAAUGAAGAGCUCAUGGAACUUGGACACAAGGUCAUCAAACCAAUCGACACAGCUUCCUUUAGUGUUUCGAUGAACGGGACAGAGGCGCGUCUAUAUAUCACAUGGAAUGAAGAGCAGACCUUUUAUGCCCAAAAGGUUCGAACCUUUGCCCUUCAAGAGGCGGAUCAUUUGUUGGAGUUUCGCAAGUGCGUUCUCAACAUUAUGGAUUACGGUAGAAAUGAACGUCUUGAGAGCAUCAGAUCCGGACUUGACUUUUUACCCGAGGAGGGAUUGGAGAUAUCAGGACUUGACCUCGUGUCCGAGGAGGCAUUGGAGAGCAUCAAGUGUGGACUUGAUCUUUUAUCUGACGAGGAAUUGGAGGCCCAGGGAAUAAACGUUCGACGGCUACGAAGUCGAAACGUAGUGAGGCCUUGA
Fusarium poae is the source of this 420-nucleotide messenger RNA. RefSeq lists its product as uncharacterized. The coding region runs from base 1 to 420 and encodes 139 amino acids. The record is from RefSeq and is a predicted model, not a curated record. The transcript has a single exon. NCBI's taxonomy places the organism in Eukaryota, Fungi, Ascomycota, Sordariomycetes, Hypocreales, Nectriaceae.